Molecule: messenger RNA, 1773 nt
Organism: Peronospora farinosa
Lineage: Eukaryota; Oomycota; Peronosporomycetes; Peronosporales; Peronosporaceae
Source: the annotation of a GenBank genome assembly
AUGUCGACCUCAUCUCCAUGGGUCGUGCUAAAGUUCGGUGGCACGAGUGUGUCAACCGCUGCGCGAUGGCGUUGUAUCUGUGAACAGAUUCGUGUACAUCUCGAGUCCCCGCUUUCUCCACGCGUGUGGGUCACUAUCUCAGCGUUGUCUCAAGUCACCAAUAAACUCACGCGUGCUCUAGUUUUGGCCCGUGAACGUGGCAGCAGUCACACUGAAGUGGCUAUUGAUAUUGCACAGCAGCACUUUUUAUUGGCUUAUGAGGCGGGUCUGUUACCGGUGCUAGAGGGUCUUGAAGGCGCGAGUUUACGCGAUCGGUGGCAGAAGAUGUGGCUCGACAGCGUCCUCGGUUACGGUCAAAACGGUGGAUCAUCGUUUUCGACGUCACCCAUUGACCCACAGCUACCAAAGGCGCUGCAUCCAUUACUGGAAGAACUUAAGAAUCUUGUGCGAGUAUUGGAGGGAAUUAAAUUGACUGAAGAGGCAUCACCUCGUAUUCAGGCACGAGUAUAUGCUUUUGGAGAGCUGCUUUCGACGCAUUUGGGUCGUUGUCUCAUGGCUCAUUAUGGAAUGAUAGACGUAGAGCGAGUGGACGCUAGGACUCUACUAAUAAGUGAUCCGACUAGUGCCAAGUCGGAAGAGGACCGGUAUUUACAGGCAGAGGUCAAUCCUCGUCGGGACCCUGAACAGGCGGAGAAGGCAGCAAAUGGCAAGCGUGUGGUGCUUACGCAGGGAUUUAUUGCGAGUACGAGCACGGGUGCAACGUGUGUGCUGGGACGUGGAGGUAGCGACACGUCAGGAUCGCUGUUUGCAGCGCUGCUCGGAGCCCAAAAGUACGAGAUCUGGACAGACGUACACGGCAUGUUUACCACUGACCCGCGCUACGUGCCUAAUGCUCGUCUUAUCAAGAGUCUGGACUACCGCGAAGCGCAGGAGUUGGCUGCAAUGGGCGCCAAGGUACUGCAUCCGCGUUGCAUCAUCCCUGCGCAAUGGGGGAAAAUCCCGCUGGAAAUUCGUAACACGAAUGAUCCGACCGGCGCAAAGACUGUCAUUCAUCCCGCUACCGAGUCGGACAAGGCUGAAAGCGGCAGCCCCAAGAUUUUGGCAGUGGUGAAGCGCCAGAACAUGACGACACUCAGCAUCACUGCAUUCGACAUGUGCGGUACGUCGGGUUUCUUGGCCAAGGUCUUUGCCCCCUUUGAAGCUUGCGGUAUUUCGGUGGAUCUUAUUGCAACGUCGCAGUUUUCUGUGACGGUGACGCUAGAUCAUAUCCCCGGUGGCAUUGAGGGUACGCCGUUUCAGCAGCUGCUUGAAUCUUUGAACGAACACUCAAAGGUGCGUGUGUUCGAGGAGUGCUCUGUUGUUUCGAUUGUGGGUCGUGGCUUGCGCAAGGCGCUGGCCGAGCUUGGCUGCGUUUUCAAUGUACUUGAGAACUAUGACGUCCUGCUGCUCAGCGAGUCCGCUGAAGAUUUGAACCUGUCAUUCGUUCUUCAGCAGAAGGAGGCAGACGAUGUGGUUGCUCGCAUGCACAGCUAUUUCUUCCCUGGUGAUAAGCAAAUGUCGCCGAUCGGUGCAAAGGCGAAGUCUCCUACAGCUCUGCCGCCUCUUUCUCCCAACCCGACUUCAGCUACUGCCACUUCGAAUGGUACAGUUCCUGCGCCAAUCACUACGGUUUUCCAGCAACCAACGAUUCGCCGAUCGCCUUCUCGUGACAUGCUCUUUGGCCCCACGUGGCAAUCUUUGCUGAAUGCCACGUCGACGAACAAAAAGGCUUAA